AUGCGUUUGUUUAAUACAUCUCUACAGAGAAGAUUAAGCGAGCAGACGAAGAAUGCACGGAGGGCUCAGGAGGUACUGGAGGAGGAGAAGGUACGAGAUGCUCAUUGGCUCCGGAGGCCGGCGGCGUCAGAACCGUUGAAGCUGGCCGCAAACGGUGACCGGAGGCGGCGGCGCUGGAGGAUAAGAAUCGCCCCGAAGCUGAAGCUGUGGCUCUCGCCAAAGAACUUCCUGGCUAGGCUUCGCGACGCGUACGUGAACUUGAUGCUGCGGAUGGCCAACUCGCCGGCGAUCAGCGGUGGCUUCCGUGAGCAGGUUGACGAAUCCAUCGUAGGGCUCGGAAAGGGCCCGUCGAAGGAGUAUGAUGAGAAGGUGAUCGUUGAUUACUACAACUCUCUGAGGCGCAGGGACAAUUGGUGCUCCGCGAUGCAGCCAUGA
Messenger RNA from Thlaspi arvense, 435 nucleotides. The record is from the annotation of a GenBank genome assembly. Lineage: Eukaryota; Viridiplantae; Streptophyta; Magnoliopsida; Brassicales; Brassicaceae.